This is a messenger RNA of Zingiber officinale, 1545 nucleotides long. RefSeq lists its product as uncharacterized. The transcript has a single exon. NCBI's taxonomy places the organism in Eukaryota, Viridiplantae, Streptophyta, Magnoliopsida, Zingiberales, Zingiberaceae. The record is from RefSeq and is a predicted model, not a curated record. The coding region runs from base 86 to 433 and encodes 115 amino acids.
CAAAGUCUGCUCUGUUUUAAGAAGAGCAGAAUCGCUGGCUUUCCCUGAAACAGAGCUGAGCCGAGCUGCUUCUGAUCGAUCGGCCAUGGCGGAAGGACUGAUCCCUUUCAUCUACAGAGCGAUCAAGAGUAGGAGGCGGAGGGACCAGACGUUCAGCCGCUCCCUCUCCACCGGGUCCGAGCGGUGGUUCGGUCUCCCCAGCCACCGCCACCACAAGCUCCUCCAACCGCCGGCGAUCAAGCUCGGGAGCUUCUCCGAAGGUGCAGCCGGGCAGGGCGCCGGCGUCCACCACCGGAGGCACCGCUCCAUGGAGGGCUUCUCCGCCGCGGAAGAGAUCUCCACGCCGGAGGGCGGCGGCAGCCGCCAGGCGAAGGAGAUGGUGAGGUUUGGAAGCGGCCGCCGAGUCUUCUCCUGCAUCACCGGCGCCAAUUGAGCCGAUAAGUAGAUUAAUUAAUUAAUUAAUUAUUAAUAAUCAUGCAAUUAACCGUGAUUUUAAAAUAAUUAAGCACCUCCUCUUUAAUUUCUAUUUUUUAUUUUUAUUGAAAAAUGUAGAAAAAUACAAGUUGUGUUUGAAUGGCUGGUGAAGUAUAAUAAUCUCCUUUUUCUAAAAUAAAUUAUUUGAAUUUUUAAAUUGACUAUCUACCAAACUCUCAUUUAAAAUAUCAAAUAAAUUUAUAUUUUAUUUUCUAAAAUAAAUUGUUUUAUAUUUUAUACGAGUGGGGCAUUAAAGUGACUAUCUAUCUACUACCAACAAGAAAUCUAAUGAACAUGAUGGGUGCAUUUAUUGAUGCCAUUAUGAAAGUGCUUAUCUAAUUUUAUAAUUUUAUUUAUAGAAAAUAGAUCUAAGAUAGUUUGGUAUGUAGGUUGAUCUCGAUUGUGAUGCUUGAUUUGAUCUAUAUAAUUUAUUUAUUAGUUCGAUUUGAUCAAUUAUUUCUCAUCUAUUUUAAGUGUUUCACUCUCAAUUUAUUAUUUCAUCUCGAGCAAAGUCAUGGCAAAAAAUAAAUAUCGAUGAACUAGAUAAUAGUGUCUUGUUUCAGUCCCAUAAAAUUUUUUUAUUAAGAUAAAUUAAAAAAUAUUUUUAGCAUAUAAUUAGAAGUUCAACAUCCUAUAAAAUUUUUUUAUUAGGAUAAAUUAAAAAAAUACUUUUGGCAUAUAAUUAGAAGUUCAGCAUCUCAUAGUUAUAUAUUUCACUUAGAUAAAAAGUUAACUAGAGGAUGAUAAAUUUACUAUAAUGGAUAAAGAUCAAUUCUUAUUGAGCACAUGUUUUCGGAGAAAAAACUCUUCUCACCCCUAGUCAUUUGAUGGUUGACUAUAAAUUGAUCUCAUAAUUUAUCUCCUUUGACAUAACCUGAGGACUUUUUGUUAUAAUACAAUAUGAAUAUUUCAUAUCUUAUCAAUAUUAUAUUAUAACAACAUUUCAAUUUUGAUCAACAUUAAUAAUAUCGUAUUGUAAUAAUUACCGUUUAUAAAUUUUUUAAUAUAAAUAUUUCAUCUUUAGUCAACACCAAUUAAUAAUAGUUAUAACAUUUAUGAAUCAUAGCAGUU